AUGGCUUUCUCACAGCUACCUCCAGCGAGACCACAGUGGCCGAUUGCGAUUCGAUCCGAGACUAUAGCCACAGAAGAGCCGGAGACGAUAAUCACAGUCCGCAAUAGGCCCGAGCCAUGGCACUCACUCGACUACGUCGUUAGUCAUCACACCGGAGAAGUUCUCUUCACGGUUCAUGGACACCCAUGGGGUCUCUCACAACGCCGAGACUUUCGCGACGCAUCAGGGCUCCCGCUGUUCGAGCUGAAAUGUCGUUGGUAUGACUCGUCUGUGCUGGAGGUGACGCUGCCCGGCGCCACAGCACUCAGCAAACCUCUACUUACAGCGAAGUGUCGUGUGGCUGUUCAGGCACCCAGGGCCGUGCUACGUUUCUGUAAUGCUUCCCGGCCGACAGAUGGGAGGCCCGAAAGGCGCCAUCUCAAGUACUCAUCGUCGCAUACAAGAACGGAGUCGUCCAAUGUCGGUGCUGAGACCACUAUGGAAAUCCUUGCGUUAGAUGUGGAUAAUCUUACUCAGGUCGCUGUUGUUGAGGACCAGAGAGUUGCGUUCAUCGAUCGAAUCAAAGAUCCUGGCGUGUUAGCGCAAGGCCAAAAGCCACCAUUUCGAUUUCGGCCAAUGUGGACAGUCAGGGUUGCAAAGGGAGUGGACUUGGCCCUGAUUGCUGUUGCGGUGGUGAUCGUUGGACAGCAAGUCGCUGGUUCAUCGUUGUAG
Molecule: messenger RNA, 711 nt
Organism: Aspergillus mulundensis
Lineage: Eukaryota; Fungi; Ascomycota; Eurotiomycetes; Eurotiales; Aspergillaceae
Exons: 2
Coding region: 1-711 (236 amino acids)
Source: RefSeq, a predicted model, not a curated record